This is a messenger RNA of Vittaforma corneae ATCC 50505, 495 nucleotides long. RefSeq lists its product as uncharacterized. The transcript has a single exon. The record is from RefSeq and is a predicted model, not a curated record. NCBI's taxonomy places the organism in Eukaryota, Fungi, Microsporidia, Nosematidae. The coding region runs from base 1 to 495 and encodes 164 amino acids.
AUGAGCAACAGCUCAAGUGAUGAUUUGCUAGAAUUUCUCAAAAAGCAUUUCAAAGUGAGGAUGGAGUCAGAUGGGUCAUUUACUGUCUACACAAACAGCGGAACAUAUCUAAUAUCAAAAGCCGAUUCCAGCUCUUUUGUAAAUGCCUCUACUAGUGGCCAAUCCCAAGCUCUCGCCAGGGAGCAUAGGCCUUCUGAGCCACAAACAUCGAAAGAAGAUAGUCUAUUUGAGCCCCUAAUCAAAGACAAGCCUGGGGAAGAGCAUAUUAGUCCAUUUGGGAAAAUUGGUGCAGAUGAUAUUGCUCCAAACUUUGACCAAAAGCUCAAAAAGAAGAGCAAAGUUAAAGGAAUGGUGGCUAGUCCAGACAACUUGGACUCUUCGGAUGAUAAUCCAUUUAUAAAUGUGGAUCCUGCGUAUCCAUCUAAAAAGAAGAAGGAUAGGGGCCCCGAGCCAGAUCCAGAUCAUUAUGAUCCAGGCAAGAAUGUAUUCGAUUAA